Messenger RNA from Peronospora matthiolae, 1044 nucleotides. Lineage: Eukaryota; Oomycota; Peronosporomycetes; Peronosporales; Peronosporaceae. The record is from the annotation of a GenBank genome assembly.
AUGGUACAGACGCAAUUCUGUAAGAAGGUCAAGUUCGUGCGACACGACGGAGCUCGCGAGUUUGCAACCAACUCGCUUCAACUGUUCUACGAAGACGAAGGCAUUGAACAGCAGACAACGGUGCCGUAUGCACAUCAAACAAACGGAACAGCAGAGCGUGCCAUUAGGACUAUUGUCACGAUCGGCCGCAGCAUGCUUCAUCAUGCCAAACUGGACAAGUGUUUCUGGGCCGAAGCAGCGAUGACGGCCAUCUACGUCAAGAAUCGACUGCCGUCACCUAAAGUCGUGCACAAGACCCCGUUUGAGAUCGUCUACAACUUGAAACCAAGCGUCAAGCACAUGCGAACAUUCGGGUGUCAGGCACACAUACUGACGCCUAAAGAGAAUCGACUCAAGUGGGAUCCAAAGGCUCGCGCUGGCAUAUUCGUGGGCUACGAAGAAGUUUCGAAAGCAUAUCGUGUUUAUGACAUCGAGGCGGGGCAGGUGGUUAUCAGCCGCGAUGUCAACUUCGACGAGUCCACCUUUGGACUUCAACUGCCGAUCACUGAUGAAGAUGUCGAUGACCUGGACUUCGAAUUGCUGGAUCUUGAUGACGAAGAGCUGCGUCAAAUGGAGUACAAGCAAACAGGCAAGCGCAAGAACCGACUCAAUGAUGAAGAUACAGCAGCUCCACGACCGCGUGCAGUGCGUCAACGGCCAGGACUAGAAGAGUCAAGCGCGCCGGAAAACAACUCGUCACGCGAAGAAGAAGACGAAGAAACGAAGGAUUCUGGUGAUUCAACACCGCCUGUGUUUUGGCGUGCGAGUGCAAAUGCCGUUGAAGCAGCAGUGGACUUAUCAGAGCCCUCAACAUUUGAAGCAGCAGUAAGCGGCCCUGACCAAGUGCACUGGAGAAAAGCAAUUCAUGCAGAGCUCGAGUCAAUGCGACUUCGCGGUGUGUUUCGUGCAGCCAAGCUGCCCAACGGACAACGCGCCAUUGGCACAAAAUGGGUGUUCAAAAUCAAGCGCAAGGCGGAUGGGUCAAUCGAGAAGUACAAGGCAUGA